AUGUACAGGCAAGUACUCAUGAAUAACAAUGAUUGCAAAUACCAAUACAUUCUCUUGAGAGCUUCUCCUGACUUAGAUCUCCAGACAUAUCAGCUUAACACGGUCACUUACGGCACUGCUUCAGCACCAUACCUCGCAGUACGUAGUCUUCAUUAUUUGGCAGAUCAAAGCAUGGAUGAGCUUCCGAUUGGCGCUUUAGCAGUAAAGAACUCAUUUUACGUUCAUGACUUUAUAUGUGGUGCAGAUGAUGUUGACGCUUUGCAUAUACUCAAAUCCGAAGUCAUCGAAGUACUUCGACGCGGACAAUUUCCAUUAUCAAAAUGGCACUCAAACCACCCCGAGUUCAUGGAAAAUCAAUCAGUAAAGAACCUCAACAUUUGUGAUGAAUUUGUAACCAAAAAAGAACACAAUAUGACUACAAAGAGGAUAAUAUUGUCGAUCGCCUCAUCCCUCUUUGAUCCACUUGCUUUGUUAUCACCACUGCUAAUAACAACCAAAAUUAUCUUGCAAGAACUUUGGCUAUUAAAGCUCGAUUGGGAUGAGUCCAACUCGCAUGGUCAAGUCGACGUACAUUUACUAACAUCAAAGUCCAGAGUCGCACCAGUAAAGAAGCAGUCCCUUCCCAAACUUGAACUUUGCGGUGCUCAUCUUCUCGCUUGUCUCUAUGCUAAAAUAAAAGACAUAUUCGCGACCGGAUCAGUUACCACUUACUUUUGGACCGACUCACAACUAGUCUUGCAUUGGCUUCUACAACACUCGAUUACGCUAUCAACAUUUGUCGGAAAUAGAGUAUCGGAGAUACAAGCGCUUACAGAAGGUGCGCAUUGGAAGCAUGUGCCAACGAGAGACAACCCAGCGGACCUGGUCUCCCGGGGUUGUUCCACGCAAGACCUGAUUUCGUCCAAUUGGUUUACCGGUCCAGCCUUUCUGCUACAAGAGGAGAAGAAAUGGCCAAAGAGCAAGGCUCCAACUGAUCUUAACAAUGACGUAAUCAAUGCUGAGGAACGCAAAACGGCCUUAACAAUCAUCAAGGACACAAACUAUGUUCUCGAUAUCACAAAUAGGAGCAGUUCAUAUACCCAGUGCUUACGUUUCGUUGCAUGGUUAUUUCGUUUCUGCUGCUGGUGCAGAAAGAAAUCCACACCCAUUACUGUUUUCUCGCCCGACGAACUGCGACGCGCACUACAUUGUGUUAUUUGGAAUAUACAGCAACAGCACUUUUCUCUCGAUUUUCAAUUACUCAAAAAAAAUGGAUCAGUAAAAAGCAAUUUCAAGCACCUAACUCCAUUCAUAUAUAAGACUACCGGAUUCGAACUCAUCAAAGUUGGAGGUCGCUUAGACUACGCAGAUUUGCCAGACGCUCAAAAACACCCCAUUUUACUGCCUAGCACUUCGCAAUUUGUGCUCAAUUACGUUCGAUAUCUACAUAGACGGAAUUAUCACGCUGGUCCUAAAGCAUUGGUUGCCCUGAUCCGACUGGAAUAUUGGAUUGUCAACGCCAGAGAUUUGACACGUCGUGUUGUUCAGUCUUGCGUACAUUGCGUACGAUAUAAACCAGUCCUGGCUCAACAAGUCAUGGGACCACUUCCGGCCACCCGUAUCACUCCCGCUCGCCCAUUUGAGCGCUGUGGAGUAGACUUCUGCGGACCGAUAAAUACCUACUUGCGGAUUCGAGGUAGAGCUCCCACAAAAUCCUACUUGGCUGUGUUUGUUUGCCUCGUCACCAAGGCAGUACAUAUUGAGGUUGUAUCCGAUCUCUCAACGCAUUCAUUCUUAAAUGCUCUAAAGGCUCCUCACUUUGGCGGCCUCUGGGAAGCUGCAGUCAAAAGCGCAAAAGGACUAUUGAAUCGAACAUUAGCGAAUACAAGAUUGACAUUCGAAGAGCUUAGUACUGUUGCCGUCGAAGUGGAAGCUAUCCUCAACUCGCGACCACUUAGCCCCAUGUCAUCAGAUCCGAAUGACAUCGAUGCACUCACUCCCGCACACUUUUUGGUUGGCUCUUCUCUACGCGCUUUACCCGAACAAUCAUUCGAAAACAGAAAUAUGUCAAACACAGAUCGGUACGAUAUGAUCACUGCCAUCCAACAACGCAUUUGGCGCCGAUGGCAGGCAGAGUACGUUAACGAACUACGCUCACGUGUUAAGUGGACAACUCCUGCAAUUGAUAUCAAAGAAGGGACACUUGUCAUAAUACACGACGAUAAUUUGCCACCACAACGUUGGAAGUUUGGCCGUGUAGAGUCCACCGUACCCGGACGAGAUGGCCAUGUGCGAGUUAUGCACCUCCGCACAGCCAAUGGUACUUGCUGCCGCCCUAUUCAUAAGAUUGCCGUCCUGCCAGUAUCUUGA
This is a messenger RNA of Ceratitis capitata (Mediterranean fruit fly), 2349 nucleotides long. RefSeq lists its product as uncharacterized. The record is from RefSeq and is a predicted model, not a curated record. Bases 1 to 2349 code for a protein of 782 amino acids. Lineage: Eukaryota; Metazoa; Arthropoda; Insecta; Diptera; Tephritidae. Gene Ontology annotation, molecular function: nucleic acid binding. The transcript has 4 exons.